Messenger RNA from Dermacentor silvarum, 2860 nucleotides. Its product is annotated as ribosomal L1 domain-containing protein CG13096. The record is from RefSeq and is a predicted model, not a curated record. Bases 127 to 477 code for a protein of 116 amino acids. Lineage: Eukaryota; Metazoa; Arthropoda; Arachnida; Ixodida; Ixodidae. The transcript has 3 exons.
CUAGUUUUACUUUAAAGUUGGGCAACUGGGGCUCGCUUGCGCCGUGCCGCUCCACGCGCCAUUUUUACGAAUUUGAACAAAGGCGAGAAGCUGCGUCGGCUCUCCCGCAGUCCGCACAGAAAAACCAUGAGUUCCGCCGACAAGCAAGCCGACGUCGCGACGCAGCAGGCCGACGAAGUCAUCUCGGCCAAGGAGAAGGGUGCCGGCGACGCCAAGACGGAGAAGUCGCCGCAGAAACGGUCUUCUGCCGAGGUGACUGAAGAUGAUGACGUGAAGAAGAAGGUUCAAAAGGUGCGUAGAAGCCAGAGUAAGGAGAAUGGUGAAUCAGAUGACAAGUACGAGGAGGGCGCCGGUGAUGACGAUGGGGGCGAUGAUGAUGAUGAUGACGCCGUUCCAGACGGAGAGGACUACGACGAGGAAGGGGAUGACCCCGAGGGAGACGACGAUCCCGAAGACGAUGAUGAGGAUGACGCGUAAAGUGGCUAGUGGGGACCGACGACGACACGCUGCUGCUAUGCGCCUUCCCUCUCCUUGCCGCUCCUUCCCCCUCUCCUUCCGUCCGCGCUCUCUCUGGGAAAAGCUAGGGGAAAACUGCAGUCCCUUCGGCCGCUGCAAGUGAUGAAGUCGCCGCUGCCUCCAUCCCCGUGUCUUCUAGCCAGCAGUCGUCGGUUUUCGUCUGCCACACCGGCGCCGGUUAGGUUGACAGCUCGACGGAACACCCGCCGCUGGUGAAUGACAUUCGUCGCUGCCUCUCUCUCCUGCCGCUGUGUGUGGCUGGGCAUGCGUGGUUCUUUUUUUGUGUGUGUGUGCGUGUGCGCCUUCUACUGCAGCAGCGUCUUCAUCCUUGCGCCAGCUGGAGGGACUGGUCUUUCCUCUCGUCCGAUCCCUUUUUCCCCAGUCUCCUCCCCUCGCCCUCUCCUUUUUUUCUCUCUUCGAGCGGUCUCUGUUUUUAUAUUGUAUUGAGUUUUUCUCUUCGUUUGUCUCUCAUCAAGAACUCAUCGCAGUCACACACACCUCCGCCGUUUUGUUCAUGGUUUCUUUACCUUUUUGGCUCUUCGAGGAAGACAAAAACAUUUGGGCAUCGUUGCGUGUGCGUCUGGGACAAAGGCGACGGUGGUUGCUGAGGUUUUUCCCUCUUGUAUUUUUUCGCGCACACUUUUGAUUGGUUUCUUGACUUUCUGUGUUGGGCUGCCAUGUUCUGCCUUCAUUGUAUGACGAAAGUGUUUUCACUGGAGCGUUAUACUUUAUUUUAAUUUUUUUAUUGGCACUUUCAUCCUAAGAAAGGGAUUGUCAAUUUUUGUUUCAGUGGUUGCAGCAUGUCUAUUUUUUCUUUGCAUCUUGAGCCGAACAUCCAGAGUUGUUUCUUUUCAACAUCAUUCUGUCACUCGCAUCGCAUACAUCAUGACAAAAAAUGUAAGAAGACAUUGUGCAAACUUUUAAAGUCUGGCACUUCCAUGUUUUGUUUAUGCUAAGUGCAGCUUGUAAAGCAUUGCUCUUUUGUUUUGAACCAUUGUCAGUGUUUCAUCUCUGCAAAUAUGGCCUGUCAUAUUGUAAAAUGUGUUCCAGCGACCAUUGUUGUUUUUCACACAAAAAAAACGUGGCUCUUGAGAAAAGCCAGGGUCGAAGCAGGUCAUUGCUGAAUGUGUACCACAGUGUUAAAUUAAUGGGAAGUCCCAACUAGUGCGUGGUUGUUCAGGGUGCUAGGUGUUCUUCUUGCCUGGCUGCUGGCAUGUGGGGCAUCUGGUGUUUGUUGAGUGCCGUGCGACUGUUGUGACGUUUAUAUACUGUGUUCAAACAUGCUUGGCUAGGAUGUGUGUAAACAGCAUGUGCAUUUCCUUGCAUCACUGGUAGUUCUCUCAUCGAAGCAGCAACCAAGAAAAAACUUUGGAUUUCCUCUAUCCCGGUUACUCACUUUAUUUUUCUGACAUGAAUUAAUGACAUGCACUUUCAAUGCAACCACAACUGUUUUUUUUUUUUUUUUUUUUUUUUGUCGGUGGGGAAAUGCGGAAAGAAACCACAUUGGAUCAGCCAAUAAACUGUCAUUCGAUUUUGCAUCAUCACCAAACAAUGGCCACGAGUGUACACUUAUUACUUUUGGUUCUGUUUCUUUGGUGUGUGUGUGUAUGUGUGAGAGUUCUUUGUCACCUGGGGGAUGGAAAUGCCAGCCUGUUUCAGUUUCGAGGGCUCCGAGAUGAUGGCGCAGAGCCGGCAAUGUUCGAACUAGUCUGAAUUAUGUAUUAACAUUUAGCUGGCAGCUCCCAACCUUGGACCCAAAAGUCUUGUUGUCGUCGGUGUCGAAUUUGGCUAGGGAAACUUGCGACAAAGCCCAACUUCUACAUUUUUGCCAAAUCGAGAGAAAGCCAUUGUGACCUCACAAAAUUUUGUGCCACCGGUGUAUGGCCUUUGGGAGUUUUCCAGAUCUGCAAAACGCCUUCCUAGCAAUGAUUUUUUAAAGCCCUUUAACACCAUUGCAAGCUUUCAUUGUAAAGCCUGUUAAGUGUUGUGAGAGUGUGUGAGUAGUGCUUAUAGUUCAGAAGAGUGGUAAAAUCUGACUUGCCAACCAGGCGUUCAUGCCCGUGUUCUUGUAGGAUUAGAGCUGCAGUUGUAUAUUUGCAUGAGCCUGCCUUGGCUCCAGCAAUACCCCGUCUUGUGCGCUUUCUGCGGUGAACGAGUAAUUGGGAAGCAUCAUGUGACAUCCCUCGUGCCAUUGUGUACGGCACAAGGGUUCUCUUCAUGGUAUCAUUUCCAUCCCCUUUAAUGCUCUGGAUGACAAUGCACAUUUCGUUGGACUUUAUUUCUGUGAACGGAAAGUACUUUCACACUGUAGAUACGUGAUAAAAAAAAACACCAUGACGAAAAA